AUGAGUUCUCCAGAAGACAAUGAAGCUCUUAAGAUUUUAUUUCAAUAUCAGCAUGGGUUUAUCAUUUCAAAGAUUGUGUUCACUGCCUCUGAGCUGGGAGUAUUUGAUCUGCUCUUGGAGUCGGGAGAACCCCUGAGCUCAGGGGCCAUUGCCGAACGCCUCGGCACCAGCCCCAGUGGAACGGAGAGGCUGCUGGAGGCCUGUGCGGGUUUAAAGCUCCUGAGGAUGGAGAGAAAGGACAGUGAAGGUCUUUACAGAAAUACAAAUCUUGCCAGUCUCUACCUUGCAAAGUCAAGCCCCAAGUCCCAAUAUUAUUACAUGAAACUCCUUUCUGAAUAUGGGUAUGCAAGUUUCCAGUACUUCACUGAUGCUGUGAGGGAAGGAAAAAAACAGAUGGAAUCAAUACAUGGCCCAUCGCUGGAUGAUUGCUAUCAGGCAUUUUCCAGAUCAAAGGAAGAGGUGCAAAGAUUCUUCUGUGGUAUGGAUGAUGCUUGGAGUCUGUAUGGCCAAGAAGUGUUGUCUGCAUUUGAUCUUUCCCAUUUCCCCAUCAUUUAUGAUCUGGGAGGAGGUAGUGGUGCCCUUGCCAAGCAAUGUAUUUCACUCUACCCAAAUACUACUGUGACCGUUUUAGACCGACCUGAAGUGGUGGAAACAGCAAAGAAACACCUUGUCUCUUCGGGGAUAUGCCAGAUUGCUUUCCAGGAAGGGGUCCCCAACCCCCAGGUCACGGACCAGUACUGGUCUGUGUCCUUGGAAGAACCAGGACGGCGAGACCGACUUUCGAGGGCUAAAGGAACGAGCGUUGACAUGUAUUUUGAAACAGGUGGUGGAGUGUUAAUCAUUGAACCACUUCUUGAUGAAGACAGAAGUGGGCCACUGGAAGCCCAAGUUUAUUCUGCGGCCUUGUUACUCCAUUUUGAUGGGAAAGGACGGGCCUUUUCAGAGCACAACACGCUCCUCAGCGCAGCUGGCUUCACGGAUGUGGAGUCGAAGAAAGGAAAGUUCUUUGAUGCCAUUUUGGGAAGAAAAUAAUGCUCAUCGUUAUUCAUUCCUGUUCA
Molecule: messenger RNA, 1058 nt
Organism: Pogona vitticeps (central bearded dragon)
Lineage: Eukaryota; Metazoa; Chordata; Lepidosauria; Squamata; Agamidae
Source: RefSeq, a predicted model, not a curated record